Rotaria sordida is the source of this 426-nucleotide messenger RNA. The record is from the annotation of a GenBank genome assembly. NCBI's taxonomy places the organism in Eukaryota, Metazoa, Rotifera, Eurotatoria, Philodinida, Philodinidae.
AUGUCAGCCAAAAGAGGUCGUGGUGGUGUCGGAGGUGGUAAAUUUCGUAUUUCACUUGGUUUACCAGUCGGUGCAGUUAUUAAUUGUGCUGAUAAUACAGGUGCAAAAAAUUUAUUUGUUAUUUCAGUUAAAGGUUUUGGUGCACGACUCAAUCGUUUACCAGCUGCUUGUGUUGGUGAUAUGAUUAUUUCAACUAUAAAGAAAGGCAAACCUGAUUUACGUAAAAAGGUUAUGCCUGCCGUCAUCAUCCGACAACGUAAACCAUUUCGUCGAAAGGAUGGUACAUUUAUUUAUUUUGAAGAUAAUGCUGGUGUUAUUGUUAAUAACAAAGGUGAAUUAAAAGGUUCAGCUAUAACAGGACCAGUUGCUAAAGAAUGUGCUGACUUAUGGCCACGUAUUGCUGCCAAUGCUCAAUCUGUGGCUUGA